Molecule: messenger RNA, 570 nt
Organism: Hydatigera taeniaeformis
Lineage: Eukaryota; Metazoa; Platyhelminthes; Cestoda; Cyclophyllidea; Taeniidae
Source: the annotation of a GenBank genome assembly
AUGUUGAAAAGUCUUUUGGUUGGAACAGUGGUGCUUUUGUUGAUUGAAUCUAUAAAAGCUUCCUGCGUUAUGCAGGGUGUCUGUGGCAAGUCAACUCAACACGUUUGCUUUCCUGGAAAUGUUCCUACGGUGAAACUUACUGAUGAUGUUUCUUCUUACUGUACACAAUUUAAAGAAGGUAGUGAUGGUUGCUGUACUACUGAGCAGAUUGAGAUGCUUAGCCGCGGCCUAAAGAAAGUCGGGUUUUAUUUUGGCAGGCGCAGUAAGUGUUUUCAGUUAAUGAAGGAAUUAUUCUGCAACUUUCAUUGUCGCGAAGAUCAGAGCAAAGUUAUUUAUGACAUUGUGCCAAAUUCGGAUAACUCUGCAGUGAGUAUGACUGUUGAAAUGAAAGAUAAAGAAGCACAAGAUUUGUUUGACGCCUGCAAGGAUAUCAAAUUUCUCUCCGUUCGGGUUGCAAAUAGAGUUUGCAUGAGAAAACCCUGUGAUUAUCGAGAGUUUAUUCGCAGUCUUGGCACCUCAAAAGCAAAUGGUGGAAGAGCACCCAUGCAGAUAAAUUUCAAACUACUUUAA